Cariama cristata (Red-legged seriema) is the source of this 2553-nucleotide messenger RNA. RefSeq names its product inter-alpha-trypsin inhibitor heavy chain H5-like. The record is from RefSeq and is a predicted model, not a curated record. Gene Ontology annotation, molecular function: serine-type endopeptidase inhibitor activity. Gene Ontology annotation, biological process: hyaluronan metabolic process. Lineage: Eukaryota; Metazoa; Chordata; Aves; Cariamiformes; Cariamidae.
AUGAUCUUUUGGCUGUGGCUCUGCUGGGGCUUCUCCACCUCGACAGGACAGUCUGACUCGGAGCUGAUGGCGAGGUACCUGGAAGAGGAGCUGAUGGCAGACUACAGCAUCAUGGAGCAAGUCGCACGCCGUGUUCCAAGACAGGCCAAAUUUUUGCAGAGGCUGGAAACCAGGCCUCGGAUGUCUGAAUUCACUGUGAAAUCCACAAUCAUUUCUCGGUAUGCUUUCACCACGGUGUCGUGCACAAUGGUGAACAGUGGAUCUGAGGCACGAGAAGGUGUGUUUGAGAUGCAGAUCCCAGCUGCAGCCUUCAUCUCCAACUUUACCAUGAGCAUCGGCAACAAGACUUAUUAUGGAGAGGUCACAGGGAAAGAAAAAAAACACAGCAGUGAUGACAAAGCAAGGCAAAAGAAACCUCCGAGCCCCACAGAUGGAAGGGAGAAUGGCUAUGAGACAUUCAAAGCUUCUGUCUUCAUUCCUCGCAAGAUGCAGGCCAAGUUCCUACUGCAUUAUGAAGAGCUUUUGCAAAGGCGACUGGGAAAAUAUGAGUAUACAGUCAGCAUCCGGCCCCAGCAGCUGGUUGGGAGGUUACGAGUAGAGGUGAACAUCCUGGAGAACUCAGGCAUAGUUUCACUGGAAGUGCCUCCCCUUCGAAACAGCAAGCAUAAAGGCAAUGGGAAAAUUGAAGGUGAUGUUUCUCCUCCUCCUUCUACUGUAGUUGGACACACCAAAACCCUAGCUAAAGUUACGUUCAAUCCCACUGUUGUUGAGCAAACCAGGAUAGCCAGAAAUGGCAUUUUGGGAGACUUCAUAAUUAGAUAUGAUGUCAACAGGGAGCUGAGUGUUGGGGAUGUUCAGAUUCUUAAUGGAUAUUUCGUGCACUACUUUGCCCCCACGGAUCUUCCUCCAUUGCCAAAGAAUGUUGUAUUUGUGCUUGACAGCAGUGCUUCCAUGGUGGGAACAAAACUGAAACAGACCAAAGAAGCUCUCUUCACAAUUCUCCAGGAUCUAAGGCCUGAAGACCACUUCAAUAUCAUUGGCUUUUCCAACCGAAUAAAGGUCUGGCAGCAGGACCGGCUGGUGCCAGUUACUCCAAAUAAUAUAAGAGAUGCCAAAAAGUACAUUCAUAACAUGUCGCCUACUGGAGGGACUAAUAUUAAUGGUGCUCUCCAGACUGGUGCAAAGCUGCUAAAUGAUUACAUUGCUCAGAAUGACAUUGAUGCCAGGAGCGUCUCUCUGAUCAUCUUCCUCACGGACGGGAGGCCCACUGUUGGGGAAACACAGUCGUCCAAAAUCCUCAGCAACACCAAAGAUGCAAUCCGUGAUAAAUUCUGCCUCUUCACCAUUGGCAUUGGCAAUGAUGUGGACCACAAGCUGCUGGAGAGGAUGGCACUGGAGAACUGUGGCAUGACAAGGCAUUUCCAGGAAGAUGAGGAUGCAGCCAGCCACCUCAAGGGGUUCUAUGAUGAAAUUGGAACACCCCUUCUCUCUGAUAUCCGUGUUGAUUACCCUGAAGACAACGUAGAGCAAGUCACCCAGAACUUCUUCCCUAACUACUUCAAUGGCUCUGAAAUUAUAAUAGCUGGCAAACUCAUCAACCACACCUCAGAUAGUCUCCACGUGGAGGUGACUGCUAGCAACUCCAAGAAGUACAUCCUCCUCAAAACAGAUGUGUUUUUUUGGAAUGACAUCAGAGGUGUCCCCGGCCUGGAAGAUGGCAAAGGUGACAAAAAUUACAUUGAGAGGGCAUGGAGUUACCUCACCAUCAAGGAAUUGCUUAACUCUCGGUUGAAGAGUGAUGACGAUCAGGAAAAAGACUAUUUGAUGGAGAAAGCCAAGUCAAUGGCCCUGACUUACAAUUUUGUUACUCCCUUCACCGUUCUGAAGAUGAGAGAGGCUGGGCUCCAUUCAGAAACAUCUCAAGAGGAGUUUAUCAGCCCUUCUACUGAUGGCAUUGGUGAGAAGUUGCAGAGCUUGCAGGGACACAAGGCACCGCCAGGUAUACACAGACAGCAAGAUAAACAAAGAAUUAAAAUCUCCAAAACUUCAGCGGAUGGAGACCCUCACUUUGUCAUUGAUUUUCCCUCCAGCAAGUUCUCUGUCUGCUUCAAUAUUGACGGAGAACCAGGGGACAUUCUCCGACUGGUCUCUGAUCAUAAGGAAUCUGGUGUAACUGUGAAUGGGCAAUUAAUUGGAGCUCCUGCACCACCCAAUGGCCACAAGAAGCAUCGGACUUACUUCAGCACCAUCACUAUCCUCAGCAAUAAGCCAGAGAGAUCUUACCUAGAGAUCACACCCAGAAGAAUCAUCCUGGAUGAUGGGGAAAGACUUCUUCUGUCCUGUGAUCGGAGUGCUGUUGUGCGAACCAGCAGCCUUGAGGUGUCCAUCUCUGCCAAUUCCAACGUCACAGUGACAAUACGAGACACAAUCAGCUUUGUCAUCCUCAUCCACCAUUACAAGAAGCCAGCCCCGUAUCAGAGGAAUCACCUGGGGUUCUACAUCUCCAACAGCAAAGGCCUUUCUUCUGACUCACAUGGGCUACUGGGUAGGUAA